Messenger RNA from Branchiostoma floridae (Florida lancelet), 2578 nucleotides. RefSeq names its product zinc metalloproteinase nas-4-like. NCBI's taxonomy places the organism in Eukaryota, Metazoa, Chordata, Leptocardii, Amphioxiformes, Branchiostomatidae. The record is from RefSeq and is a predicted model, not a curated record. The coding region runs from base 1 to 1113 and encodes 370 amino acids. Gene Ontology annotation, molecular function: zinc ion binding; metalloendopeptidase activity. Gene Ontology annotation, biological process: proteolysis. The transcript has 8 exons.
AUGACAUCUACAAGGUUUGACCUCAAGUCCAGUCCGACUACUCUUGAGAAUGACGGUUUUACCAUUACAUUUACAGCCCCGACGCCCUCGCCGUUCUACCAGGGGGACAUCGUGGUGUCCCCGUCGGAGCUACAGGCGCUCAGACACCGCCGGGCCGCGGUGAAGGACCGCUUACUGCUCUGGCCAGAGGGCGUCAUACCCUUCCAGCUCAACAAGACUACUCUGGACAGGAAAACGCGGAAGGUAGUUCGGGCCGCCAUGAGACACUGGAUGAGGAAAACUUGUGUCAAGUUCAGGAAGAAGAAGAGAGGAGAUGUCAACUUCCUACAUUUCAUCGGGGAUGCGGGUUGCUGGUCGUACGUGGGAAUGCAGGGCGGGGAACAGAAGCUGUCCCUGGGGUCGGGCUGUGAGCUGUUCGGUACCGUGGUGCACGAGAUCGGCCACGCCGUCGGCUUCUGGCACGAACAGGCCCGUUACGACCGGAACAAAUACAUCCGCAUCCUUCGGGGGAACAUCCUUCCCGGUGCCGAGGAGAACUUCGACAAGAUGACGUACAAGACCAUCAACACGCUGGGUGUGGCGUACGACUACAACAGCAUCAUGCAUUACGGACCCAACUACUUCUCUGUCAACGGGAAACCGACUAUCAAGGUGAAGCGCAUCGGCUGGAGAGCCAAGCCUAAGAUCGGGCAGCGGAAGGUACUGAGUGAGCUGGACGUUGCGCAGACUCGGCACAUGUACCAGUGCAACAGGAAGGACAUGCAGAGGCGGAGAAAGGACGUGUGUUUCUUCAGUAAGUACGGUGACGGCAGAGACUACCGGGGGAACGUGGACUACACUCUGGAGGGGGUCACGUGUCAGAAAUGGACGUCACAGUGGCCGCAGGCGCACUGCGUCAUGUCCAGAUACUGGCUCGGGGACAAGAUGGACGGUUUGGGCAACCACAACUACUGCCGCAAUCCGGGCGGGAGAAGGUCGCGGCCGUGGUGUUUUACGACCCUGGAGGGUACGGAAUGGCAGUACUGUGACGUCAGGAUAUGCAACCCGUUGCCGAGAAGAAACGAGAACGAGAGCACCAGCCUCCCCACCAGGAACAACCUGGACAAGAGAUGAAGGGCCUGUGUAGUGGCGCCGUCUAGCGACUUUUGAUAAAACUGCCAUUUUUAUGAACUGAAUACCUCAACGUCUGUUAGUAUAUAUAUAAAAAUCGGAAUUAAGUUAAAAUCUUGUUAUAUUGAACAGAAGUUUACUUGUUUACUAUUAAGUCUAAGGUAUAAUUAUUUUUGGAAAGUCAGGGAUUUGUGAGUUUUAUAUCCAUAUGUGCAUGUUGUACAGAAAAUGAAGAUGUACAUAUGUUUUAAUUUAUUUAUUAUCGGGAAAUAUUUUAAGAAAAGGUGGGAAAAUUUUCGAGCAAAAACAAUCUCUGUAGGAAACACAAGCAAAAUAGUCUCAAUAUUCGAGCAUGGUAAUUCAUCCACUACUAAUAACGUUUCUCUGAUGUGUUUUUAUCACAAUCAUGCUUGUAUCAUUGUCCAUUGGUACAGGCGCCACCUGGCGUCCAUCUCAAGUACUGCACAAUCAGGCCAUUUUCUGGCAAGUAUGCCGUUUCAGAACGUUUGAGUAUCAGAAACUGUGAUAUCUAGUAUUACUAUAUUGUAAGGGGUGUAUAUUUAAAACAUGAUACUUCUAUGAUAUUUGUUCGGCCAGUUGAGCUCAGGUAUUUACACACAUACUGUUCUGUCCAAAGUUUCAUAUUUGUAUGUAUUUGUACAAACAACAAUAAGGUCCAAAAUAAACAAUACAAUAAAGUCUAAAUAUUUCAUCUGUGUUUGCUGUUCACCUUGUAUAAUGUAGUGCAUAAUUGCCCAUAGGAUAGUAAGUUUUCUUUUUGUUUCAGUAGCAGGGUUUGUUUGUUUAUUUUCAAACGCCUAUUCAUAUUUUUUCAUUCAGGGUAUAUGUUUCCCCUUUAACACAAGACCAUCAUCUAGUGAAAAGGGGGCCAUCGUACAUUUUGCACACAGAUAGUCUGGGUACCAUACCCCAAAGUAACUGCUGACUCAAUUUUUUCGCUUCCGCAUGAUCAUAGUUAGCAAGCAAAAGAAUUGAGUAAGUGCCCAGCCAUUAUUACGGAGUAUGCAUGCAGGCCAGGCUAGAACAAAGGAUCACGAUAUACAAAAAGAAGAAACAAAGAUUUUGCAACAGCCAAGCACAAUCAAACACUUCAGUGUUUUUAUUCUAAACAUUAGUGAAGAAAAAGAAAACUACUUCUAAACAUCUACAAAUAAAACAAUAAGGAAGUCUGUCCAAACAAUAUUGUGUCACAACUGUCCUCAAAUCAACAUCAAGUACACAUCCAUACAGUAGUAAUAGUACAGUACUCAGUAGUAUCAUGAAUAAUGAUGAUACAGCAGUACAUAAUCAUCCAAAGGUACUUGUAGACUGAAGAAUUAAGGAAUUGCACAUCCCAAGAACUUUGAGCAUGUCAGUGUUUACAUCCUACAGAAUGGGAAGGGGGGCAAUGAUACAAGUAUUCUUGUAAAUAUUAAAGCUAUGCAUAUGGAGAAAAGUAAAAGGUAUG